AUGCCAGAAGACUUGGACCUGGGGAAUCCCUCGCCCACGACUGCAGCUGUGCACCCGGAGGUCAGCAGCGGCUCUCCGGGCAAAAUGUGCAGUGAAUGUUACGUGAACCAGUCUUUUGUCAACGAUGAUGGGACCGUGAACCAGCACAAGCCGCGCUCCUCCUCGGCUCAGAGGAACACUGGGCUCGUCCUGAACAGCUCUGGUGUGAAGAUGGAGCCGGUGGAGAGCGAGGUGCCGCCGCUGCCGCCGCGGUUUCGCUUCCGGGAUCUGCUGCUCGGAGACCAAAGCUUCCCCAACGACGACCGGGUUCAGGUGGAGUUUUAUGUGAAUGAAAACACAUUUAAAGAACGUUUGAAGCUGUUCUUUAUCAAAAACCAAAGAUCAAGUCUGAGGAUCCGUGUUUUUAACUUCUGUCUGAAGCUGCUCACAUGUCUGCUGUACAUAAUCAGAGUGAUGACAGACAACCCGGCUCAGAGCGGCCUGAGCGGACACAGCGGCGUUCAGGGCGCCACGGCAACCAACACCAAAUGCAUCGACUGUCUGUCUAAUGCAUCGGCUCAAGACAAUGCUAUUAAUUGGGAGCUUAUCUUUUGGGUGGAUAGAAGAGUUCCAGUCUGGGCCAUUCAAGUGAUCGUGGCCAUCAUCAGUUUUCUGGAGACCAUGCUCCUGAUGUAUCUGAGUUACAAGGGAAACAUUUGGGAGCAGAUUUUCCAGGUUUCUUUCCUCCUGGAGAUGAUCAACACCGUCCCGUUUAUCAUCACGAUUUUCUGGCCGUCUGUGAGGAACAUCUUCAUCCCUGUGUUUCUGAAUUGCUGGUUGGCCAAAUGCGCUCUGGAAAACAUGAUAAACGAUGUGCACAGAGCGAUUCAGAGGACAAACUCGGCCAUGUUUAAUCAGGUCCUCAUUCUCAUCUGCACUCUGCUCUGCCUGGUCUUCACUGGCACGUGUGGGAUCCAGCAUUUGGAGCGAGCUGGAAAGAAUCUGUCUCUUUUCAACUCCUUCUACUUCUGCAUUGUCACCUUCUCCACCGUGGGCUUCGGCGACGUCACUCCUCGGAUCUGGCCGUCUCAGCUGCUGGUGGUCAUCAUGAUCUGUGUGGCGCUGGUGGUGCUCCCCCUGCAGUUCGAAGAGUUGAUCUAUCUGUGGAUGGAGAGACAAAAAUCUGGGGGAAACUACAGCCGUCAUCGAGCGCAGACCGAGAAACAUGUGGUGCUAUGCGUCAGCUCUCUCAAGAUUGAUUUGCUGAUGGAUUUUCUCAAUGAGUUUUACGCCCAUCCCAGACUACAGGAUUACUAUGUGGUGAUUUUGUGCCCGAGUGAGAUGGACCUGCAGGUGCGGAGAGUGCUGCAGAUCCCACUCUGGUCUCAGAGAGUCAUUUACUUACAAGGGUCUGUGCUCAAAGACCAGGAUCUGCUCAGAGCCAAGAUGGAUGACGCUGAAGCCUGCUUUAUUCUCAGCAGUCGUAACGAGGUGGACCGUACUGCAGCGGAUCAUCAGACGAUACUGAGGGCUUGGGCCGUGAAAGACUUUGCUCCGAACUGUCCACUUUACGUCCAGAUCCUCAAACCAGAAAACAAGUUUCAUGUAAAGUUUGCAGAUCACGUCGUGUGUGAGGAAGAGUUCAAGUACGCCAUGUUGGCUCUGAACUGCGUGUGCCCGGCCACCUCCACUCUGGUCACGCUGCUCGUGCACACAUCACGUGGACGAGAAGGACAGCAGUCUCCGGAGCAGUGGCAGAGGAUGUAUGGAUGCUGCUCCGGUAACGAGGUCUACCACAUCCGACUGAGCGACAGCAAGUUCUUUGGAGAAUACAGCGGCAAAAGCUUCACGUACGCGUCCUUCCACGCUCACAAGAAGUAUGGGGUGUGUCUGAUCGGCAUAAAGCAAGAAGACAACAAAAGCAUCCUGUUAAACCCAGGGCCACGCCACAUCAUGGCCGCCACCGACACCUGUUACUACAUCAACAUCACCAAAGAAGAAAACUCUGCCUUCAUCUUCAACCAGGAGGAGAAGAAGGGCAAAGCCACCGGGGGGCUGUUCGGUGGACCCUCACAACUUCCUGUCCACAGCAUCAUUGCGAGCAUGGGCACAGUUGCGAUUGAUCUGCAGAACUCCAGCCCACCCACAUCUGGAAGCCACAUCCCGCCUCCCACUGUGAACGGGACGGGGGGGCGGCGGCCGAGCAUCGCCCCCGUCCAGGAGAUCGCAGACUCCUCCACCAUCCUGCCCUGCGACCUGCUCAGUGACCAGUCUGAGGACGACAGCGUUUUCAUCGAUGAGAAAGACCAAGGAUCCACAGAGCAGACCCAGUACGUGAAAGGUUACCCUCCCAACUCGCCCUACAUCGGCAGCUCGCCCACAUUGUGCCAUUUGUUAGCAGCGAAAGCCCCGUUUUGCUGUCUGCGUCUCGACCAGGGAUGCCAGCACAACAGUUUCGAAGAUGCCAAGGCGUACGGGUUCAAAAACAAGCUCAUCAUCGUGUCCGCGGAAACGGCCGGGAAUGGCCUUUAUAACUUCAUAGUUCCUCUAAGAGCUUAUUACAGACCCAGGAAAGAGCUAAACCCCAUUGUCUUGCUGCUGGAUAAUCCGCCUGAUAAUCACUUUCUGGAGGCGAUCUGCUGCUUCCCGAUGGUGUAUUACAUGGCUGGUUCUAUAGACAACCUGGACAGCCUGUUGCAGUGUGGAAUCAUCUAUGCUGAUAAUUUGGUCGUGGUGGAUAAGGAAAGUACCAUGAGUGCUGAAGAAGACUACAUGGCCGAUGCUAAAACCAUCGUCAAUGUCCAGACCAUGUUCAGGCUGUUUCCCAGUUUGAGCAUCAUCACGGAGCUGACUCAUCCAUCCAACAUGAGGUUUAUGCAGUUUAGAGCUAAAGACUGCUAUUCUCUGGCUCUUUCCAAACUGGAGAAGAAAGAGAGAGAUAAAGGCUCCAACUUGGCCUUCAUGUUUCGCCUUCCAUUUGCUGCAGGAAGAGUCUUCAGCAUCAGCAUGUUGGACACUCUGCUCUAUCAGUCGUUUGUGAAAGACUAUAUGAUCCUGAUCGCUCGGCUGCUUUUAGGAUUAGACACCACCCCUGGUUCAGGAUAUCUUUGUGCUAUGAAAGUGACAGAGGAGGAUAUUUGGAUCGGGACUUAUGGCCGGCUCUUUCAGAAGCUCUGCUCUUCCAGUGCUGAAAUUCCCAUUGGAAUCUAUCGAGCGGAAUCACACAUUUUCUCUACAACUGAGUCACAAGUGUCAAUGAACGCAGACGACAGUGAGGAAACUAAAGAACGAGGCUUUGAACCCCGGAGUGUGGACCACGGCGAGCACCCGCUGAGGAGGAAGAAGAGCAUGCAGUGGGCGCGGCGGCUGAGCAGACGCAGCAGCAAGUGGCAGAGCAUGAACCGCGACUCUACCAAAGACCAGGCCCAGCGCAUCGCACAGCAGCGCCUCAAUCUCUACCGAAGAUCAGAGCGGGAGGAGCUGUCUGAGCUGGUCCGCAACCGCAUGAAGCACCUGGGCCUACCCACCUCUGGAUAUGAAGACCUAACCAACCUGACGGCCAGCGAUGUCAUGAACAGAGUUAAUCUGGGAUACCUCCAGGAUGAGCAGAAUGAGCAGCAGAACACCGUGUCAUAUGUUUUAAUAAACCCUUCUCCGGACACAAGACUGGAGAUAAAUGACGUUGUGUAA
Molecule: messenger RNA, 3669 nt
Organism: Knipowitschia caucasica
Lineage: Eukaryota; Metazoa; Chordata; Actinopteri; Gobiiformes; Gobiidae
Source: the annotation of a GenBank genome assembly